This is a messenger RNA of Spodoptera frugiperda (fall armyworm), 3993 nucleotides long. RefSeq names its product potassium channel subfamily K member 9. NCBI's taxonomy places the organism in Eukaryota, Metazoa, Arthropoda, Insecta, Lepidoptera, Noctuidae. Bases 854 to 2602 code for a protein of 582 amino acids. The transcript has 10 exons. Gene Ontology annotation, cellular component: membrane. Gene Ontology annotation, molecular function: potassium ion leak channel activity. The record is from RefSeq and is a predicted model, not a curated record. Gene Ontology annotation, biological process: stabilization of membrane potential; potassium ion transmembrane transport.
AACCAGGUCAAGGAAGUGCAGCAGAAAAACUAUUCGCCAAUUUUUUGUUAUUUUUAUGAAAUGCUAUUAAGUGUAUUGUUUCUUUAUUAUUUAGUUGAAAUAGGAGUGAGAUAAUGUAGCGCGGACACCGUAAUGAUUGGAGGUAGUGAGAGUGGUUGUUAUAGGACAGAAGAAAACUAGGUGGUGUGACAGCUAAGGAAUACCGCAUAGAAGAUUUUAGCUCAAAAAUGGAUACAGCUUUGCAGAUAAUUAAAUAUUUAUAGAUGCCGUUGGUGAUAUCCAAUUGUGUGAUAAACUGCAGACGCAAGUAUCCGUGACCUUUUACACAGAUAACUGGUCCAACAGUUGUUCAAAUAAACACUAUGGAUGGAAGUUUUAUAACUCCUGGAAAAACAAAACAAAGUACAGAAAAACAGAUAACGAAAACACUAUUUAGACACAACUUCCUUUGAAGGGAUCAAUUUAAACAUAGAAUUUUUAUUUAUAAACAUAUUCCAAUUUCCUCUUUGAUUGAAUUAAAAUUAAUAUAUUGAAGAGACAGUUUCAGGUUGUGAUUUCAUAAUAUAAAUACACAACUGAUGCAAACAAGGGAAAUAAAAACAAUAAAUUCUAGUAGCAAGCAUAUCAUCUUUGUAGCUAAAUUGACAGGCUGUAUAUUGAUAACCUGUGCUGAAAAGUUGCCGCCAAAAAUGGAUUCCAAAUUCAAAUGUCAUUAGAUUUUCUUAUUACAACCUAAAAUGGUUACUUAAUGUUAAAUUAAUAAAAAGAAGACAAUAUGGUGUUUAUUUGACUGAAUCGCAAUAAGGGUGGGGUUGGGCGUUACGCCCUAAGGCCGUGGUGACACUCGGCAGUGAUGAAGAAACAAAAUGUUCGCACUCUAUCAUUGAUUGUGUGCACGUUUACAUAUUUACUGGUCGGUGCCGCUGUAUUUGACGCGCUAGAGUCCACUACUGAGAGGAACAGAUUUGAAGUUUUGCAAGCUAUCGAAGGCAUGAUCAUCAGGAAGUACAAUAUAACAGAGGAAGACUUCCGUGUGAUGGAGACAGUAGUCCUCAAGUCGGAGCCACAUAAGGCUGGACAGCAGUGGAAGUUCACCGGAGCAUUCUACUAUGCAACUACUGUACUUACUACCAUUGGCUAUGGGCACUCAACGCCAGCUACGAUCGGUGGCAAGUUGUUCACAAUGUUCUACGCUAUAGUUGGCAUACCGCUGGGCCUCAUCAUGUUCCAGAGUAUUGGUGAAAGGGUUAAUAGACUUAGUAGCGUUAUAAUAAGAUCAAUAAAGAGUGCAUUGAACUGCAAGCAGACGAAUGCAUCAGAAGUGGACCUGAUAUGUGUCGUGACCACACUGUCCUCGCUCACUAUAGCUGGUGGCGCGGCUGCCUUCUCCAAGUUUGAGGGAUGGAGCUACUUCGACAGUGUCUACUAUUGUUUUAUUACUUUAACUACCAUUGGUUUCGGAGACAUGGUAGCCCUGCAGAAGGACAACGCGUUGAAUAAGAAGCCAUCGUACGUGAUGUUUGCCCUGAUCUUCAUAUUGUUCGGGCUGGCCAUAGUGGCUGCCUGCCUCAACUUGCUCGUGCUUCGGUUCGUCACCAUGAACACUGAGGAUGAGAAGAGAGAUCAGGCCCAGGCUGAACAGGCGCAGCAAGUAGCAGUGAGACUGGAAGGAGACGUGAUCACGGCGGACGGCGCCGUGCUGAGGGGAGUGUCGCGCGGCACACGCCUACCCGCUGACCCCAGGCAGAUUACUGCCGGAGAUACCUCGCUAGUGCCGCUGUAUGUAGACGAAGAGUACGCGCCCAGCGUCUGCAGUUGUUCCUGUAAUUGCUUCGGACCAAACAAAUCAAUACCAUAUCGCGACCCGCUGUCGCCGGUACCACCAACCAACAUCAGACAAAUCAAAUCGAAGAACUACCGCGAGCUCGGUAGCAUACCGCGCUACAUCGAGAAAUCAUCAUCUAAGAACCGGUCGCAGUCUCUACGACUAAACUCAGCCUCUGGCUACUUAUACAUGAACGCAAAGACCAACGACUUCCAACUAGAACCUGAGGACUUCAGAGAAAUGGUCACCAAGAGACGGGAACAGCUCCGGAGAGGCAUGAUGAUGUAUGAAAUGAGGUGUAACAACAACGAACAGUACCUACACCCCUACAGACAUAGUCUUAGCACUCGGCUGGAGACCAGCCCUCACAGUUCCUCGCUCUACUCCAUGAACAUGAGGUCGGAAAACCGCAGCAACGACCCAUUAGUAGACGACUAUGACUCUGAAAAAUCGAGCUACGCGAAAAAGAAACUCAUGAAGAACAUAGCUAGGAACACUAGUAACAAACGAGUAGAGAAUUACUUCUACGACGAUGCUGUACUGCAUUUCGAUGACGAAUACGCCUUCGACGGCUCAAUACUCUUCGCAAAGAGGAGAAAAUCUAUAGACAGGAACUGGGAGGACUAUACAUGUGAAAUGCCGCGAACCCACGGACCGGAUCAAGUGUCGAACGACGGUAGCUACGGGUACUACCUGCCCGACGACGAGGAGCAGGACCAGUACUUCGUGAACGAUACCCUCACGUUCCAACUGCCCCCCCAUCGGGCCAGCAUAUAGUGAAGUGUUGUGAUGUGCCAACAAGACUAGUGCCAAGGUAGGUUAGUGUUAGUCUACUAAAUAAAUGGGCCAAUUAAGUAAAUAAACGAUUAAUUAAUAGUAAUUUUACAAUUUUCGCGGUAGCAUCCGAGUUUGACAGUUUUAGCUUUUACACAUAGUCUAUAGAUGUCGCGUUUUUUAUUAUAAUUCUAUGAUAUGAGCUUGGCUUCCUGUAGAUAUUGUAAUAUAGUAAUAUAGGCUUGUCGUGCGGAGCGCUUGGGCGUUUUAUUGUGCACUACGUCGGUGUAUCGUAUUUGGGAAUAUUGUACUGAGAAUUCUGAGCUCAGGAUUGAGGUAGCAUAUUUGAAAUAUUUGUAGAAUUUCCUAUGUCAUAAGAAUAGGACAGAGUUUCUCAACAUGCUUAUGUAGUGAACCCGCAAAAUCCAAGUCACAUUUCUUUUAUUUUUUUGCGAACCCAUGUUGAGAAACACUGUACUAAAAUACAUAAUAUAAUGUUCAUUCCCUUGUCAGUAUAAUAAAACAAGACUGCAAUAGAGAUGAAUGUUUGAAUAACUGACCAAUCACGUAACUUUGGUAAAUGAUGUAAGUGAUAAAUUAAUCAGUAUUAUAAACUAUUAGAUAAUUAUACCUUUGGCAUGUAUGAAUGUCGGACAAUGUCAAAAUUUUACCUCUACAUAGCGUAUUUCAUUUAUAUAAAAUGUAGGUGUUUUAAACCGAUAAAGCUUAGUUAGACUACAGGUGUAAUGAGGCCUCCCCCAUUACUUAAACUUAGUAUUUAAGACUCAAAAACAUCUAUCCUGUGGUCUAACGAUCUUAAUCGGUCUAUUUUAAAAGACAUGGCAAUGAAAAGCCGACGUAGUGCAAGCGAAAUUAAAGUUUAUUUUCCUUUUCGGAGUGUAUUAGAAGUGAAACUGUUGCGAGAUACAAUACAAUGAAAAUUAUCGAGCUUAUUGAUACAAACUCGCUACAGUACCGGCGCAAGUACUAAUGAGGCUGUAAAAUGUCCUAUUUUGGGAAGAAAAUUACUGUAAAUUGGCACUAUGUAGCUUGUGGCUGCCGGAAGAAAACUGUUGAAAGUAAAUCCUACGCUAAGUGCAGCGGUUAACGUGUCAAAGUUCAUGUUAAAGACAUUUUUAACACAGGUCAACUGUUAUCUGCCCUCCAAAAAGAUGAACUAUAAUAUAUCAUCACAAUCAUCUUACUUAACUACUAUUCAAAGAAGUUACUCGACAAGUUUCAAGUGUCGACAAGAGCAGCAUCCGCUAACUUUUACGCAAUAAAGCUUACAAAAAUAGACCGCAUUCCUUAUUAUAAGGCUUGUAACGCACCUGUGACUCCUCUAGUGUCCAUGGGUGGCGCUGAUUGCUUACCAUCAGGUGACACGUUUGCUU